AGCUGCACAGCCGGCAGUGCGGAGGCAGAGCAGGGGUUGGUGAUACGGUGCUAUAAAUCCCGGGUCCAGUCCACCUCCCUCUUCAGGCGUCCUCCCCCGCGAUCGCUGUUCUCAGUUAGAGAUGCAGCAGCUCACUCCUGUAGCGACCUACUAAAAAAGCAGCCAGGAGAAAGGCAUCGUCUUUUUUGAGGAAAAAAAAACCCAAAACGUUCUGUCGUCUCUUUUCUUUGUUCCUUCGUUUGUUUUUCUUGCCCCCCCUUUUUUUUGUUUAGUUGAGCGGCAAUAGGAGGCUAGCCUCUCCGUCUUUUUAAACUCUCUUUUUAAGUUUCCCCUCCCCUUUCAUACAUUUUUCUUUUUUUCUUUCUUUCUUCUUCGCCAUUUCUUUUAGCAUUGGACUUUGGGGGUCGAAAGCAUUUCUUUUGAUUUGCUUCUUUUAAGCCGAGCACAGUUUAGGUCUCGUGCUGUCUUAAGAGAACUACCCAGCAGCUUCUUGCUCAUCCUUAUUGGGAGAACUGCACCGUUACUUAAAAAAACACACACACACAAAAACCUUAAGGGAGAAAGACGGCAACUCCAAACUAACAUGGCAGUCAGACUGUGUGAUGUGGCUUCUCUGCUUAGAAGUGGUUCGUGGGCAGCAGAGCCUUGGACUGGGCAGGUAAUUGCUGCCAUGGAAACACAACUGUCUAAUGGGCCAACUUGCAAUAACACAGCCAAUGGUCCAACCACCAUAAACAACAACUGUUCCUCACCAGUGGACUCUGGGAACACGGAGGACAGCAAGACCAACCUAAUAGUCAACUACCUUCCUCAGAACAUGACACAGGAGGAGCUCAAGAGUCUUUUUGGAAGCAUCGGAGAGAUAGAGUCUUGUAAGCUUGUAAGAGACAAAAUAACAGGACAGAGCUUGGGAUAUGGCUUUGUGAACUACAUUGACCCCAAGGAUGCAGAGAAAGCAAUCAACACCCUGAAUGGAUUGAGACUUCAAACCAAAACAAUAAAAGUUUCCUAUGCUCGCCCAAGUUCAGCUUCUAUCAGAGAUGCAAAUUUGUACGUCAGUGGACUCCCGAAGACGAUGACUCAGAAGGAGUUGGAACAGCUUUUUUCACAAUACGGACGCAUUAUUACUUCUCGCAUCCUAGUUGACCAGGUCACUGGCAUAUCAAGGGGUGUAGGGUUUAUUCGAUUUGACAAGCGGAUUGAGGCAGAAGAAGCUAUCAAAGGCCUAAACGGCCAGAAACCGCCUGGUGCCACAGAGCCAAUCACUGUAAAGUUUGCUAAUAAUCCAAGCCAAAAAACCAAUCAGGCCAUCCUUUCCCAGCUGUACCAGUCUCCAAACAGAAGGUACCCGGGACCAUUAGCUCAGCAGGCACAGCGUUUUAGGUUGGACAAUCUGCUCAAUAUGGCUUAUGGAGUGAAGAGUAGGUUUUCUCCAAUGACCAUUGACGGAAUGACCAGUCUGGCUGGAAUUAAUAUCCCUGGGCACCCAGGAACAGGGUGGUGUAUUUUUGUGUACAACCUGGCUCCUGACGCAGACGAGAGUAUCCUGUGGCAAAUGUUUGGGCCUUUCGGAGCUGUCACCAACGUGAAGGUCAUCCGUGACUUUAACACCAACAAAUGCAAAGGUUUUGGAUUUGUGACUAUGACAAACUAUGACGAGGCCGCCAUGGCCAUAGCGAGCCUCAAUGGAUACCGUCUGGGGGACAGAGUACUGCAGGUCUCCUUUAAGACCAACAAAACGCACAAAGCCUAACGCGCUCUUGUCCUCAGUCUAUUUCUAUAUGAAAACUACCCAACAAAGGCAAGUUAAGAGAAACUUUCUACAUUAGUAAAUGUCUUUGUAAGUCAGUGUUGAGAUGGGGAUAAAAAACGACUACUUAGCAUCCUAAGAAAUAUGUGAGAUUUUUUAUUGCUAGUAUUUGAAUUAAAACUUCUUAAAUAUCUUUUAUGUUUGAAUAUGGACAAGAGGUACAGGGUUUUUACCUGUCACAUUGCAUUCUAUUGCCUUCUUUGAAGAAGGUGGACCUUUUAAAGUGUUUCAGCUAAGGGAUGACAUUUCUUUUCUUUUUACAUAACUGCCUUGAACCUGUGAGUAAACCUUGAGGCUUUGUGUUGUAAUUCCUCAGUUGGUUGUGUCUUUUUCUCCUCCCCCCCCCUUUUUUUUCUUUUUCUGAUUAGCUUUGUGUUUUGUUUACAUUUGAAGCAUCGCUGUUACGUCUAAGAAAAAGUAUUUUGAAGUUUACAUUUUUAUUUAUGAAGUUACAAACAGUAUUUAUUUUAUAGUUAUGAUUUGGGUUGGGGCAGGGGGGGGCUACAUUAUAAACGCUUAUUGUAAGAAUACUGGAGAACUUUUCGUAAAGCAGUACCUUGCCAAAGAGAUAAGAGCCUCUUUGAUGUGGGUUUAAAAAAAGCAUCUAUUUUUAUAAAAAAGAAAAUUUGGAGAAACUUUUUACUGGUCCUGGAACAAAUAUUUUGACUUGAAUACUUUGAGAAAUCUCUUCAUAUGACACCUAGUGAGCUUUUAAAAUUUACCAGGAAAUUUGCAGUGGUUGGAAAAUUUAGAAAGAUUUAUGAUGUAGAAAAAAAUACUUUUGAGAUCUUUGUAUGAAAGGAGUAGACUCGAUGGGGGGAAACAAAGGCUGCUGGUUUCGUUUUUGUAAUCACCAGUGGAGUGUCUGGUCAUCCUGGUUAUUAUGUGAUAGGUGGCUCACAUUGAUUUGUGAUUUUGAAACAAAUAAAAAAAAAUUUACAAAAGAAUAUAUAAGAGCAGGCAAGAAAUUUAAAUUACCAAGAGAUGGGGGAAAAAAAAUCUGUUCUUCCUAAAGAAAUCCCUUCAGAUAGAGCUCAUGGUGUUUAGUGAUGUACUUGCAGUAUUGUUUGAAGAAUUGUUUUGUCUUAAGGAAAAGAGAUGUUGCACAUGAUUUGUACUGCAGCAAGUCGGCAAAAGUGAUCUGAGUUGGAUAUAUUUGAAGGUAUUUUGAAAGUUCUGUUCAAGGCUAACACCUGAGCUUUGUGUAAUGUAAAUAAGACCUUGUGUUUAUGACCCUUUCAGCUAAUUUGAUUUUCUUUUCCCCCUUACAUGCCAAGUGAUGUUCAGGUUUUGAAUGUUUUUGUAUCCGUUUUUUCCGUUGUAAAUGGCAUUAACAUUGUUACUUGAGGUCUUGCUUAAUCACUUUUGUUGUCCUGAGGACUUGAAUUUACAGUGCAUCAGAUUUGUUGCUAAUUUCGUCUGUAGAUAGUCUAGCUUCAGCUGUUUAUGGUGAUGCUACCUUUUUGUUUAUAAAUAUGUUUGUGGUAAAAAGAAAAUGAGUAUAACCAUAGGUUUUGAACAAAUUUCCUUACAUUUUUCAUACAAAAAAAUCAUAAAUAUCUGUAUGCUAUUGAAAUUUAACUUUGUAUGAUGCUUAAACCACUAUUUGGGGAAAUAAUAAAAUAAGUCUUUACCAUGUAUGAAAGAAAUUUUAACAAAUACAAAAUAUUUUCUGAUUAGCAUCUAGCGUAUAAUAAAUUUUCAAAAAAGCUGAAGGCAAAGACGCCUUCAUCAGGAUGCACUGAGAACUAUAUAGUUACGUCCUGCUUUUUGUAUAAACUGAGAUGCUCACAUGCUUCCCCUUAGAACAGGCAAUGUGCUAUGCAUAACAUAGUUGUACAUUAUCUUUGCGGUUGCGUUGAGUUUUAUUUUUUAUUAUUUAAAAUUGUAGUUAUAAAAAUUUUCAGUAUA
Myotis daubentonii (Daubenton's bat) is the source of this 3721-nucleotide messenger RNA. RefSeq names its product ELAV like RNA binding protein 2 (gene ELAVL2). Lineage: Eukaryota; Metazoa; Chordata; Mammalia; Chiroptera; Vespertilionidae. Gene Ontology annotation, cellular component: ribonucleoprotein complex. Gene Ontology annotation, molecular function: RNA binding. The record is from RefSeq and is a predicted model, not a curated record.